AUGUGUGAUGGUGGAAGCAAGGAAGGCCAGGUGCGGCGAGCCUGUCGGACAAUGGUUAGCGUGACACUGCUGCCGCUCUUGGUGCUGGUGGCCGCUGCUGAUUGCUGCUAUCUUUUUCCAAGCGACGUUCCGGAUCCGUGUCGAGGUGUAGUCUGCGGGCCGGGUGCGCUGUGCCGGCCCACGCCCGAUGGCCGCGCAUACAACUGCGAGUGCCCCACGUCGUGUCCCAGCUACGGUGAUCACGAGGGCUCGCGUCCACUCUGCGCAAGCGACGCCCGAGACUACCCUGGCGACUGUGAGAUGCGCAGAGCUGCAUGCGAAUCAAAUACAAAUAUAACUUUCAAGUAUUACGGUAAAUGCGAUCCUUGUUCUGGAGUGACCUGUCCUGACCCUGAAGUGUGUCAGCUGGACGACCGACGGUCUCCAUCCUGCCGUUGCGCGGAACCUUGUCCCCUCGAGUUCUCCCCAGUCUGCGCCUCCGACGGCAAGACAUAUUCAAACGAGUGUCAGAUGCAUCGGGAGUCCUGUCGAGCCAGAAAACAAUUGAAGAUUAUUUUCAAAGGGCAGUGUAGUUCUGGUGUGAAUCCCUGUGCUGAAGUGGAGUGUCGGCACGGCGCGGAGUGUCGGGUGGAGGGAGGCGGUGCGGUGUGCGCCUGUCCACCGCCCUGCGAACCUGUGCUCCGGCCUGUGUGCGGCUCGGACUCACGCACUCAUGAUAGCGAGUGUGAACUGAGGAGAGCUGCCUGUCUACUGGGGAGGGAGCUCAGGGUACUCCACGCAGGAGCUUGUGGUUCCAACGGUGUGUGUGCUGACCGCGUGUGUCCUCACGGCGGAGAGUGCGUGGCGACGGGAGGUCGUGGCGUGUGCCGGUGUCCACGUUGCUCCAACGAGUUUGCACCAGUUUGUGGUUCUGACGGGAUUUCCUACGGCAACCGUUGCAAGUUGCAGCUAGAGGCUUGUCGACAUCGGCGGGACGUGCAAGUGCUCUACGACGGACCCUGCAACGGGUGUGAAAACAAGAAGUGUGAGUUCUACGCAGUUUGUGAAAGCGACGGGGUCUCUGAAGCGAGCUGCGUCUGUCCUAAGCAUUGUGAAGAAGGAACGGAAACGGAGGAAGUUUGUGGGACAGAUAAUAAAACGUACAGCAGCGUGUGCGCACUACGUGAUACCGCUUGCAAGGAGAAGAGGCGGAUUCAUAUCAAGCACAUGGGAUCCUGUGAGUCGUGUGCGGAGAUCGUAUGCCCAGCGGGUACAUGGUGUGCCCGGGGAUCCUGCGGCUGCCAGGCAGCGUGCGCUGAAGCGGCUCGAGAGCCUGUCUGUGGAGACAACAGGAGAACGUACCCACAUCACUGCGCACUGAGGCGGAGUGCCUGCGAGGCUAAGGCGCGAGGCGAACCACCGCCUCGAGUCGCCUACUACGGCGAGUGUACUGAACAGGACGAGAAUAAUACUGCAGACGGGAACAGAUCAUCGAAGUAUACAGACUUAAGUAACGAGAUUCGAGCGGGAGAUGAGAACGAGAAUGCGAGUGAGGCUGUGACCGGCACCGCGGUGUGCGCACGAGUGCAAUGCGCGUACGAAGCUACGUGCGCUGUCGACUCUAAUGGACAACCCAGGUGCGCAUGCCUGUUCGACUGCGCGGCCGCCGCAGCUGCAGCUACUUCGUCGGCUCCCGUCUGCGCGUCCGACCUGAGGUUGUAUCCAACUUUGUGCCAUAUGAAGCUUGAAGCUUGCCGAAGACAGGAAGAUCUUAGGCUGCGACCUCUUCCCGUGUGUCGAGGGUUAGAGUUCAGGCCUUGUGGUGAUGAUGAGCCACUCACAGAUGCUGAAGGCAGACCUAUCGACUGUGGUGGUGGUCCUCAUAGGAAGGAUUGUCCAGUUGGUAGCUACUGCCAUCACACUGCUAAAGCUGCACGAUGCUGCCGGAAAGAUAAAGCGGUUGUCGAGAAGAAAGGUUGCCAGGAGUCUUGGCAUGGCUGCUGUGCUGAUGGCGUGACUCCGGCUCGAGGGCCGGGCGGUGCCGGGUGCCCAGCCGUAUGCGGAUGUCACCGGCUAGGUUCCGUUAACGAGCAAUGUGACGAAGAAGGACAAUGUGCCUGCCGACCCGGUGUCGGUGGACAGAAAUGUGACCGUUGCGAACCCGGCUAUUGGGGGCUUCCUAGAAUCGGCACCGGACAUACUGGAUGCAUACCUUGUGGUUGUUCUGCGUUUGGUUCAGUACGUGAGGACUGUGAACAGAUGACAGGUCGAUGUGUUUGCAAACCAGGCAUACAAGGACAGAAGUGCACCGUCUGUUCCAACCACGAGCAUACACUAGGACCUAAUGGGUGUUUUGAUCCGGAAUCUACACAACUGCCAGCAACCAACUGCGACCACAUGACGUGCUACUUCGGUGCGCACUGCGUGGUGCGCAGCGGGCUCGCCACGUGUGAGUGCGCGAGUACGGAGUGCCCGCCGGCUGACGGACCCUCUGUCUGCGGCAGCGACGGCCGCACCUACCUCUCUGCCUGCCACCUGCGCACACACGCUUGCAGGACCCAGUCUGACGUUGUGGUGCAAGCCUUCGGCCCCUGCAGCGAGGAAGCACCCCACGUGCGCCGAGGUAGUCGCGCCAGUAGGUCCAACCGCUCGUCCCUCACACGGCAGAAUAGUGACCUCCACACUAACACGCACAUGGAAACCGACAAAACAUCGCUCAAAGACUUCGAGUACAUCAAACAAAGCCCCAACUCACUGCAGUUCACUGAUGCUUCCGUAGACACCAGCGAUAGCGGCAAACCCGACAGUCCUGAACCUGAGCUCACUUAAAAAACAUACACUCAUUCUAGUAGCGUUGUAGAAAAUAACGUCGAAGGGAACUGUGCCAAAUCUGGCAAAGAUAACAGCCAGCCUGUCGUUGAGGACGUUGAAGAAGAAUUUGAGUCUAAUGAAGUGGAUGAUUACUCAAUGUAUGAAGAAUAUUUAGAGGAAAACAACCGCGACAUGUACGAGGUACCAUUGUUUGAUGGGCACGCGAGACUGACGGCGCGCGCGAGGUUUCCUGCUAAGCGCUUCGAUAUUUGGGCUGAGGUUUCUGCCGUUUGCGGUAGAGGCGCAUUAGUGAGUGCUUCCGGUACGAGGGACCAUUUGUGGCUUGGGUUUGUGGAUGAUAGGGCUGUGUUACGGUGGGACGCCGGCAGUGGACCAUUUGAAUUGCACACCGGGAAGGUUAAAAUUGAUGGGAAAUCCAAAGUAUCUGCGAGAAGGUAUAAGAAGGACGGGGUAUUGAAGCUUGGGUAUUCAGUGGCGAGAGGAUCCUCACAUGGACGAAUGAGUUCCUUGGAUGUGGAUCCCUACAUCUACAUCGGCCAGCCUCCGGAGAAUGUUACAAAAUUGUCAGGGGCAUCAGGUAUUGAAGGCUUCGUGGGUUGUAUACACCGGCUGCGUGUCAGUGGACGUGACCUGAUCCCUCCAUCCCGAGGUCUGACCGUCACUUCUGUCGGACUGAGAUCCUGCACUCCACAUAAUUUAGCUCGGGUGGACGGUCAAUCUCGUAAUCGUUUAUUUACAUUGGCGAUGGGUCUCGCGUGGUUUGUGUUGCUGAUGUUUGCGCUGGACAUGGCGACCACAGACGGGCCGUCGGCGCGCGCCCGCCUGCCACCCGCCGUCUCUGCGUGCAACACUGGUGUCACGUACAACAAAGUGCUGCUGAAACACGUCACCCUCCUGUCCAAUGACGCCACGAUUUUCGUGGAGAGCUCUAGUACGUCGUGUCCACCUGUACGUGUUCGCACAUACGGUAUAUUUUUAACUGAGAAGCGACGAGAAAGCGGUGCUUUGUGGCUUAGCUUAGUAAUAGAACCUCUGGUGUUGACGUUAAGGAGUAUAGGAAUAAUCGAGGCGGUUGUGAAAGGGAAGCUAUCGGCGACGGCGGACCAGAACCAGACCCGAGUGUACGACGCGUAG
Spodoptera exigua (beet armyworm) is the source of this 3945-nucleotide messenger RNA. The record is from the annotation of a GenBank genome assembly. NCBI's taxonomy places the organism in Eukaryota, Metazoa, Arthropoda, Insecta, Lepidoptera, Noctuidae.